Molecule: messenger RNA, 1431 nt
Organism: Dracunculus medinensis (Guinea worm)
Lineage: Eukaryota; Metazoa; Nematoda; Chromadorea; Rhabditida; Dracunculidae
Source: the annotation of a GenBank genome assembly
AUGACAGCUUUAUCGCAAGAUGAAAUUUUGCAAAAUACGCGCACAGUUGUGCAAGGAUUAGAAGCGCUUAAAGAUGAACACGAGUCGAUUAAAGGUACAUUAGUGAACAGUAUGCAAGGACUUAGUGCAGAUGAAUCUGCAUUAAUCGAGGAAAAGGCACAUAUUGUUGAAAAAAAUUUGGAUUUAUUGCGACUUGGCAUUGAAGAAGCUCAGGUAAUGAUGGCACUUGCUGGACAUCUACAAACCGUGGAAGCAGAGAAGCAAAAGUUAAAGGCGCAGGUACGUCGUUUGUGUCAGGAAAAUGCAUGGUUGCGGGAUGAAUUAAACUCCACUCAACAAAAAUUACAAGCCAGUGGCCAGCAAGUGGCACAACUUGAGGAGGAGAAGAAACAUCUAGAAUACAUGAAUUCAAUAAAAAAAUAUGAUGAUCCUCAGGAAAGUGACAGAAAUAUUGAUCAUGCUGAACUACGAUCAAGUGAACAUACUUUGCAAGAUCUUGGAUUUGGACCAGAAGAAGAUGAGGAAAUGGCCGGGAAUAUUGCUGGUCAGUUUAAUCAUCCUACACCUGCCCAUUCAAUGGCUGCUAGUGCAUCAGCAGGCUAUGAAAUACCCGCUAGAUUGCGUACCUUACAUAAUUUAGUCAUCCAGUAUGCUUCGCAAGGUCGAUAUGAAGUUGCUGUUCCUCUUUGUAAACAAGCUCUGGAGGAUCUCGAAAAAACUAGUGGUCACGAUCACCCAGAUGUUGCAACGAUGUUGAAUAUACUUGCCCUUGUCUAUCGUGAUCAAAACAAAUAUAAAGAAGCAGCCAACUUAUUAAACGAGGCUUUGCAUAUUCGCGAAAAGUGCCUCGGUGAGAGCCAUCCAGCAGUAGCUGCUACUCUCAAUAACCUUGCUGUUUUAUAUGGAAAGCGAGGCAAAUAUAAGGAUGCCGAGCCUUUGUGCAAACGUGCACUUGAAAUUAGGGAAAAGGUAUUAGGCACGGAUCAUCCCGACGUGGCGAAACAACUAAACAAUCUUGCACUUCUCUGUCAAAAUCAAGGUAAAUAUGAUGAAGUUGAACGGUAUUACAGAAGAGCAUUGGAGAUAUAUGAAGCUAAACUUGGACCGGAUGAUCCAAAUGUUGCAAAAACUAAGAAUAAUCUGUCAUCUGCUUUUCUUAAACAAGGGAAAUACAAGGAUGCGGAAAUUUUGUAUAAACAAAUUUUGACACGGGCUCACGAAAGGGAGUUUGGUAAGAUUGGUGAUGAUAACAAAGCAAUUUGGCAAAUCGCUGAAGAUAAUGAGGAAAAAAAGCAUAAGGGCUUGGACUCAAGCACCUAUCAAGAGUACGGAGGUUGGCAUAAAGCUGCAAAAGUCGACAGAUAUCGUUUGUCAGAAGUUCGCCUUAUUAAUUCUGUGCCCAGUGCAGUGACUAUACCUGGUUCAAGAUAG